This is a messenger RNA of Protobothrops mucrosquamatus (brown spotted pit viper), 1325 nucleotides long. It is a transcript of the gene PDZK1IP1, whose product is annotated as PDZK1 interacting protein 1. The record is from RefSeq and is a predicted model, not a curated record. Lineage: Eukaryota; Metazoa; Chordata; Lepidosauria; Squamata; Viperidae. The transcript has 4 exons. The coding region runs from base 211 to 606 and encodes 131 amino acids.
UGUUCUGGAAUGUUUGUGAGGGACAACCUCCAAAUAAUGGUUUGAUAAUUUAACAGGCUAAUCUAGGCGGGGCCUGCCUAGGAACACCUUCCAUCCUCUGAUUGCGCAGGUUGCUUUCUUGCCUUUUUUAGGGAAGGAAUAAGUUUACUUCCGUCACCACCAACAAAUCUAAGCUAUUGAUCAGGCAAGUGGCAUCUGUAUGCCACCAACAUGAAAGCUUUUAUGUUUGUUAUGCUUUGCCUUUUUGCUGCUUUUGAUCCUGUGAACUGCCAAGGAGUUAACAGGCGGCUUGAGCCAUGGCUACAAGGUGUAAUUGCCGUUACAGUCUUUUUGGUUUUGGCAAUGAUGACCUUUAUCAUCAACAAAUUAUGGUGCCAGGAUAAAGAUGAUUCCAAAGAAGAAGAUAAACAAGUGUCCUUCAUGAAUGGGAAUACUAAAGACUCCAUCAUUUCUAAUGGAAUGGAAGGAACAUAUUCACCAACUGCAGCAGACUUCAGGUGUGAAGAAGGCCUGCAUGUUUAUGAAAACGAAGUUGAGUUUCAGUGUGACACCAUGACUGAAUGUCAUACCGAAAAUCAUGUAGAAGAUCUUACCACAAAUAUGUAACAUCAUUUUGUUAUUUAUUAUUAUAUUUUAAAACCUCCCUAUAAUAUAGAUUCCUUACAAGAUAAGCCCACAUCAUUUAUUUGGUAUGAUUUUAAUCAAAUUAAUCAGUUUAUUCAAAAGCUAACUAAGUUGGGAAGCAUAUUAACAUUUUUGCAUUGGAUUUACUUGUCUAAGUUCUGCACAUAUUUAGGUAGAAUUAAUUGGCACAUAGUAUUCCCUCAUAUGUUUUUUCACCAAAGGGAACUCACUAACCUAUUUUUUUCUAUUUUAAUUUCCUUUUUGUAUAUCUUUGUACUUUAUAAUUUUUGCAAGUCUAGUGCCACAGAUGGUCCACAAGCUCAUUUUCAGGACCUCUGCAAAUCAGUGUUAUGUUCCUUUUUACCAAGGAAUUUCUUGGUUGAAAAUUAUUUUUCUUCAUGGUAAAAGAUUUUAUUUUUUCAAUCACCCUAUAGGAGCACAUGGAUAGUGUUAUUAAUAAAGGUGAAGGCAUGGUGGUAGUCUUCCAAUUGCUUUCAUUUUAUUUUUUUUAUUCUUGUUAUAGAGUCACCAUAAAAACAUCUUUUUGGAUGAGGCUGGAAUGAUUUCUGUAUACAAUUCUCAUACAUAAAUUUUCAGUUAUCCUUUUCUUAUCUGCAUUAAACAAAUUGAAAAACUCAUUACAUAUGAGCAUAUAUAAUUGGUUGUUACUUUUCUAAUAAAAUUUGUGAAUAAAAAAGGUG